Olea europaea var. sylvestris is the source of this 2154-nucleotide messenger RNA. RefSeq lists its product as uncharacterized. The record is from RefSeq and is a predicted model, not a curated record. NCBI's taxonomy places the organism in Eukaryota, Viridiplantae, Streptophyta, Magnoliopsida, Lamiales, Oleaceae. Gene Ontology annotation, molecular function: zinc ion binding; nucleic acid binding. Gene Ontology annotation, biological process: DNA integration. The transcript has 9 exons. Bases 1 to 2154 code for a protein of 717 amino acids.
AUGACCUUUCGAGGUCAUACGAAAAUUGAAAGGUGGAGCUUACAGCCUCAAGGGCACUUCACGGAAGCCACUCCCAAGGCCAUAGAACACCAACAAUUUAAAAAUUUAUUACAAACUAUCUUUCAUUUUUACUUUUCAAGCUCUAACGCCCUAACAGUUCAUGCUCCAAUAAGCUCGAGUAUCAAUGCCCUUGAGCCCUUUUAUGAUCUAGAUCCACAACGUGCCAUUUCACAGCAGCGGCAUGCUGCUGCAAAACGCAGCAGCGUGCAGACAACAGCCCGGGCACUGCUGCCGGUUACAGCAGCGCCUGGCGCUGCUGCAACGGCGCUGGCCAUCGUGAAUGGUGAGAGAGAGAGAGAGAUGCCUACAACCGGGUGGAUUUUUGGGGGCGGGGGCCUGAGAUGUUGUGUGUGUGUUACUUCAUGCGGGAGUUAUUGUCAAUGUUCAAUCACUACACCGAGAGUACCACUUGCAAUUAGUAUUACCGUCCAAAGACUUGAUAUUAAUGUUGUACUAGCUAGUUCAUCUGCUACUACAAUAUCUGCUAAUGUCAAUUCAAUUCCCAUACUUAAUGGGACAAACUUCAAGAAUUGGAAAGAGAACAUAUUGAUUGUUCUUGGCUGCAUGGAUCUUGACCUUGCACUUCGAGUUGAGGAACCCACUCCUCUUACGGAAGAAAGUUCUCCUGAUGAAAGAAGGAACUUUGAGAGGCGGGAUCGCUCAAAUCGCAUGAGUCUAAUGAUCAUUAAGCACGGCAUUCCGGAAGCCUUUAGAGGUGCAGUAUCCGAAGGGAUAACUAAUGCCAAGGAGUUCCUUGUCGAAAUUGAGAAGCGUUUUGUAAAAAACGAUAAGGCUGAAAUAAGCACGCUUUUGCAAAGCUUGAUUUCAAUGAAGUACAAGGGCAAGGGAAACAUAAGGGAGUACAUCAUAGAGAUGUCUCAUAUUGCUUCAAAACUUAAAGGUCUAAAGCUCGAGCUAUCUAAUGACUUGCUCGUUCAUUUGGUAUUGAUCUCGCUUCCUGCAAAGUUAAGUCAAUUUAAGGUCAGUUAUAACUGCCAGAAGGAGAAAUGGUCUCUAAAUGAGUUCAUUUCAUAUUGUGUGCAAGAGGACGAAAGGUUGAAGCAAGAAAGAACUGAAAGUGCUCACUUGGUAAGCAUUUUUAAGGAUAAGGGCAAGAAAAAGAAGAAGGAAUAUGAAGCUGCUCCUAAGGGUCCAGCACAAAAGAAACGAAAGGAAGACAAAGAUACUUGUUUCUUUUGCCACCAGUCUGGACAUACGAAGAAGGACUGUGCCAAAUAUCACGCAUGGCGUGCAAAAAAAUGUACAAUUCUUACUUUGGGCUGCCUGAGCUACAGAAAGCCAAGUGAUGGUGAAAGAUACAUCUAUAUUGGUGAUGGCAAAUCGGUGGAAGUUGAUGUAAUAGGAUAUUGUUGUUCAUUUGAAAACAAUCAGUUUAGUCUUUCUUUAAAUUCCACUAUUAUUGGUACUGGUUCAUUAUCUGCAUAUGAUAACCUGUAUUUGUUUGAUAUUAUUGCAUCAUAUAAUGAGACCUUGCAUGUGGAUUCACGUGGUACUAAACGCAAAUUAAAUAAAGAAAAUUCUGCAACAUUAUGGCACAAGCGCUUAGGUCAAAUCUUAAAAGCUAGAGUUGAACGAAUUGUGUCAGAUGGUAUUUUGGAUUCCCUUGACUUCACGGAUUUUGAUGUCUGUAUCGAGUGUAUCAAGGGAAAACAGACCAAAACAAGGAGAUUAGGUUCAAAAAGAACUUCAGACGUCUUAGAAUUGAUACACACAAAUAUUUGUGGACCAUCCCCUACAGCUUCUUGGAAUAGCCAACAAUAUUUUAUAUCAUUCAUAGACGAUUACUCACGUUAUGGGUACCUGUAUCUCAUACAUGAAAAGUCUGAGUCACUGGACGUGUUCAAAGCUUUUAAAGCUGAGGUUGAGAAUCAACUCAACAAAAGGAUAAAAAGCGUUAGGUUUGACCGUGGUGGUGAGUACUACGACAGAUAUGAUGGUUCAGGUGAACAAUGUCCAGGACCAUUUGCUAAAUACCUAGAGGAAUGUGGAAUCGUCCCACAAUACACCAUGCCAGGAUCGCCUAGCAUGAAUGGUGUAGCUAAAGACGAAACAGAACUCUUAAGGACAUGGUAA